UCAGCGCGAGCCCGCGAGAUGCCGGUGUCGGCUGCCCGAGCGGCUGCAGCUGCAGCGGCGGGGGAGGCGGCGGCAGAGGAGGCGGCGGGGCCCGGGAGGGGGGUGGCGUGGGGGACCGGCGCGUAGCCGGGACCAUGGAGGGGCAGAGCGGCCGCUGCAAGAUCGUGGUGGUCGGAGAUGCGGAGUGCGGCAAGACGGCGCUGCUGCAGGUGUUCGCCAAGGACGCCUAUCCCGGGAGUUAUGUCCCCACCGUGUUUGAGAACUACACCGCGAGCUUUGAGAUCGACAAGCGCCGCAUUGAGCUCAACAUGUGGGACACUUCAGGUUCCUCUUACUAUGAUAACGUCCGGCCUCUGGCCUAUCCUGAUUCUGACGCUGUGCUCAUCUGCUUCGACAUUAGCCGACCAGAAACACUGGACAGUGUUCUCAAGAAGUGGCAAGGAGAGACUCAAGAGUUUUGCCCCAAUGCCAAGGUUGUGCUGGUUGGCUGUAAACUGGAUAUGCGGACUGACCUGGCCACACUGAGGGAGCUGUCCAAGCAGAGGCUUAUCCCUGUCACACAUGAGCAGGGCACUGUGCUGGCCAAGCAGGUGGGGGCUGUGUCCUACGUGGAGUGCUCCUCCCGGUCCUCUGAGCGCAGCGUCAGGGAUGUCUUCCAUGUGGCCACCGUGGCCUCCCUUGGCCGUGGCCAUAGGCAGCUGCGCCGAACUGACUCACGCCGGGGAAUGCAGCGAUCCACUCAGCUGUCAGGACGGCCAGACCGAGGGAAUGAGGGCGAGAUACAUAAGGAUCGAGCCAAGAGCUGCAACCUCAUGUGAGGGGCUAGGAGGGGGCAGGGUGUGAAGCGGGUGGUGAGGGACACAAUUGUUUCCCUGCCUGCGCCCAGGCUUCCUGACCUCCUGAGCCUGUCUGGGAAGUCUGGGCAGGCAGAGCAAGCAAUUCUUCUGGCAGGGGAGCUGGAGGGCAGAAGGGCAUCAUUUCUCAUAUCCUCCUCCCUUCUCUUCUCCAGUGGAUGUUGAGGGAGCUGACAGGGCUGGCAUCUGGGGCAUGAACUGGGAUGGGGCAGGUGGGGGUUAGGGAAGCUGGUAUCAAACAGUGACCUCAGUGGAGUCUCCUAUGUGAAGGGUACCCUCCCUCUCCACCCCCACCCUCCAUAUCCUGGUUCUCCAUAUCCAAGGAAAAUGUCCAUUCUGUGACCUUCUCUUUUCCUCUCUUCUCACUUGUGCAGCUGUUCUCACUCAUCUUAACCUCUAGGCAACAUGCACUAAAUUCAAAAGCAAGGAGAAACCCCUCCCCCCAUCAGUCCACAAGGCUUAGAACCUCCCUUGCCCCAGUAGUCACCCAAUAAAGCCCAAGUCCAUGGAAAACG
This is a messenger RNA of Cebus imitator (Panamanian white-faced capuchin), 1369 nucleotides long. RefSeq names its product Rho family GTPase 2 (gene RND2). The transcript has 5 exons. The coding region runs from base 135 to 818 and encodes 227 amino acids. The record is from RefSeq and is a predicted model, not a curated record. Gene Ontology annotation, biological process: small GTPase-mediated signal transduction. Gene Ontology annotation, molecular function: GTPase activity; GTP binding. Lineage: Eukaryota; Metazoa; Chordata; Mammalia; Primates; Cebidae.